Messenger RNA from Patella vulgata (common limpet), 5843 nucleotides. RefSeq lists its product as uncharacterized. Lineage: Eukaryota; Metazoa; Mollusca; Gastropoda; Patellidae. The record is from RefSeq and is a predicted model, not a curated record. The transcript is spliced from 9 exons. Bases 499 to 1704 code for a protein of 401 amino acids.
CUUUGACAGGCUGGUACGCAAACUUUAUGGAUAAAAUGGAUUGUAGAUGUAGUUUUUCCUUAUACCAAGAGACCUUGAUUGCUACGGAAGACAAUUCUGAAUUACUAAUUAAUCCAUCACCAUUUGAGUUUUUUAGUGCUCAACAAAUCAUUUCUCCGGACAAUAUGUAUGAAACGUGGAUGAAAAUACCCACUCACAGAACAUUAGAUGGCUCUAACAUUCUUAAUCCAUCCAACGUCCCUCUUAACGAUGAUGGUAGUGACAUGGUGAACAAAGGCUUCUCUAAAAUUCAAAACAGACUGACUGCGAAUGGUGGGUUGUUACGAAUAACAUCACAUUUAACAUCAUUGAUUGGUACAUUAUUGAAGGGACUGUAUUUUGCUGUCCCUUUCAUCUUUCUAGAUCACAACGAACAAAGGUCAACAAGGCGACGCCCAUGGUCUGUUUUUAUGAUAUCGCUUCUGCUGUCAUCAACAGAAUCCUGUUUUGACGUAUUUAAUGAAAGACUCGGUAAUGCUACCGCCUCAUCAUCACCGUUAUGAUAUCGACACGAAGUUUACAUUAGGCAAUGCAACUCUAUCCCUGACCAUAACCAAUGUGUCUGUAGAAGAUGCUGGUAUCUACCGAUGUAUCUUAGACUUGUUAAAUGUACACCAAGAUAUAAAGCUCAUUGUCAAUGGUGAUGCUGGCUUUGAAUGGAUACCUAGUACUCAAGCCCCAAUAAAAAAGACUUUAAAUCAAGAUAUUGAAUUAACAUGGACGUACAGAACUAGUAAACGGAUACAUAAGAUCAUCAUUUAUAGAACGAAGGACGAAGAAAGCUCGCCUGAAAAUGUUGGAGUAUGGACAGUUGGAAAUGGGUACAAACCAGAUCCAUCUCUGUCAACCGACGUUCACUUCAGUAAAAAUUUCACCAACGAUGGUGGGAAAGUCAGCAUAAAAUUAAUACGUGCUAUCUACAAAGAUUUUGAUCUGACCUACUUUUGUCACGUUUACUGUGAAGGCUCGUUUGACGAUAAACAAGGAAUUGAACUAACGUCUCACAGACCAAAAUGCAGAGCUGAGUCUAAACAUAUUGAAGCCAGAGAGAAGGAAGCUGCUGUGUUCAAGUGGAGUUUUGAAUAUCCUUAUGGAGCAGUAGCCGUAAUGUUCUGGUUGGAAACAACAAACGUAGUGGUGAGUUAUGCGAAUAUUCAACGCAAAUAUGUUGAUGAUAUUGGUUUCUGGUAUAUGGAUACGUUUGAACUAUAUUCUCACUUUAAAGGAAAGUUUUCAUUCAGCAAAAGUGUACCUGAUAUCGAUGGGAAAGAGUGGAUAACUCUUACACUACGUCGUGUUACCAGGCAAGAUUUCAACGCAACAUACUUCUGCAAAGUCGUUCAUGGCGAUGGCCAGCUGAGUCAAUGUAAAGUUAUCUUAACACAAAAGUUUGAUUCAGAGCCAGAUGAUGUAAAAGGUGAUGAGACUAGGAAUCAAACAUCCAAGGAACAUACACCAUCGUUGGGUUUGAUAAUUCCAUUUGUAGUAAUAACAACAGUGGUCAUAAUUUUAGUACUGGUACUGGCUUACCUAAUCUACAAAAUGAGAAAUAGAAAAAAGAAGAGAUGUACGACAGAUGAUACUGAUUGUGCUGAUGGCGUGUGUAUUACUCCGUCUAACCAGGACGUUAUUACCAGUAAUACUUCGCUUGUUACUUCUACGUAGAUCUGAGUUAUAGAAAUCUUUGAAAGGUUGUGAAUCUUCAAUCAUUUAUUGCUUUGCCUAGCCCAAUUACAAUAAUUUACAAUCAAAUUUUUUCAAAAAUUCCAAUUUUUUCAAAAAUCCCAAUUUUUUCAAAAAUCCCAAUUUUUUCAAAAAUUCCAAUUUUUCCCCCCCCCAGGCUUACCUAAAUUUCGUUUCAUCUUAUAUGCCCGAGAUCGUAAAUUUGUGCUUUACCCUUUCAAUGAAGACGGCCAAAUCUUCAUUGUCGCUCAUAUUGGUUCUAGCGAGGUAAGCAAGGUCUUAUUUUCUCACUAAGAUGUUCAGUUACAUUUGUCAGGCGUUCACUGACAUGCGACCGUUUAGCAGUAAAAAGUUGCCCAGUAAAAUUGACUGGGAAGCCAAACUUUUUCGCCAAGGAUUCAAUAACACGGUCCCUGAACGUACAGGGCGAGUGUAAUGAAACCUACGUUCAGAGCUGAACUAAUCUGAGCUAAGCUAACCACGCUGUUUCAGCUUUUGCUUUUCAUUUAUUCGACACCAAUGUCAGGCAUAUAGAACCGCUGCAUUAGAAUCGUCACCAGGACUUCAGUUAUUUCCCAUAAACCCCCAGCUCUAAGCUAUUGGCGAAUUUAAAGUGCCCUCUGUAACAUAUCAAACUGAGUCAAAUAUGACUUCAACCUAUUUGCAGGAGACUGUUCAUCGUAUGUUCCAUCCAGGACGGGGUUGGAUGGCCGAAUGGUUAGCGCGUGCGCGCUGUAACAUAAAGUCUGUUACCACCACUAACAGUUGGAAAUGAUACAAUGUUUACGCCCACCGAUAAAGCCAAUGCCCUUAAUAAUUAUUUCAUUCAACAAACUGAACUGUUAAGUACUAACAAAACUCUUCCACUCCUCCAAAUGAAUACUAAUUAUAAUAGCUUAGACUCGAUUGUACCAACCCCUGGAGAAGUUAAGGACAUAAUAAAUAGCCUAGAUACAUCAAAAGCUUCAGGUCCAGAUGAAAUAAGUCCAAAAAUCUUAAAAUAUAUCGUUAAUGAAAUUAGUAAUCCCUUGUGCCAACUUUUUCGUUUUUCACUAGAAACACACGCUGUCCCAAACUUAUGGAAAUUUGCAAAUGUCAUGGAUAUUUUUUUAAAGGACACCCAGCCGACUGCUGCAAUUACAGACCCAUUUCACUCUUGAGCAUUAUUAUAAAAAAUUUUGAGAAAAUAAUAUAUAAACACGUCUUUAACUUCUUCAAGGACAAUUCAAUACUAACAGCACUUCAAAGUGGCUUUCUUCCGGGUGGGGGGGGGGGUUGGAUGGCUGUAUCAUAAAGUCUUUCAUUGAGUCGACUGGCGUGGUUUCGAAUCCCCGGUUGUACGUGACAAGGAGUAGGGUCGAUUGUCCAACCUCGUGGGUUUUCUCCGGGUCCUCCGGUUUCCUCCCACUGCUAAAAACCCCUAUGCGCAAGCGAAUUAUUGAAAUAAAAUUAAACCAUGUGUUAGUCCCGAAAUCACUUCUUUUGUCAAGCCAUUGAUCAUAACAAAUAUACCAGGAUCGUGUUUUGUGCCAUCAGCAAGGCUUUUGACAGAGUCUGGCACGCCGGACUCUGUCAUAAGCUGGAAGCUGCUGGGGUCAGAGGAGGACUGCUGUUAUGGUUCAAGAACUAUCUUGAAAAUCGACAACAAUGUGUUGUGAUAAACGGAAUAUCCUCGGACCACAGGGGUAUUCCCGCUGGUGUCCCACAUGGAAGCGUAUUAGACCAUUAUUAAUUUUAUUAUAUAUAAACGGCAUUGUGAAUAAUAUACAAUCGAACAUCCGACUUUUUGCUGAUGAUACCUCUCUGUAUCUGAAAAUCGACGACCCAGAGGCAUGCGCACUUACAUUAAAUAAAGAUCUUGAAACAAUUAAUUCAUGGGCGGAAACAUGGCUAGUGAUAUUUAACCCCCUCAAGACAGAAACUUUGACCUUCACAACUAAACGCAGUGUUGUAAAACCACCCCUUCUAAUGAACUCAAUAGGAAUAAAGGAAGUAACUGAACAUAAACACCUCGGACUUAUCUUUCAAAGCAAUUGUAAAUGGAACAGCCACAUUGAUAGCAUAAUUAGCAAAGUAUCAAAAUUAGUAAACAGUCUUCGCUCCUUGAAAUAUCGUCCAAAUAGAAAAUCGCUACACACCCUAUAUUCUUCCUUCAUUCUGCCACACCUUGAUUAUGCCGAUGUUAUCUGAGACGGGUGCACUGACUACUUAUGUAAUAAUCUUGAAUACCUUCAGCUUGACGCACUGCGCACUAUUUGUGGGGCAGUUAAGGGUACUAGCUAUGCUUCCCUCUACGCAGAAACUGGGUUUAUUCCACUCAAAGAAAGCCGAAAUCGACAUAAAUUAAAACUACUUUACAAAAUCAUCAAUAACCUAACCCCUCCUUAUCUUAAGAAUCUCAUAAAUCUAGAACCUGCAAACAAAUAUUCCCUUCGUAACGAAGACAAAUUAAAAGAAACUCGCUGUCGUACUGAAAUUUUUGCUAAAUCAUUUAUCCCAUCCAGUAUAAGGGAGUUGAAUAAACUCAGUACCCCAGCGAGGAAUUCUAGAUCCCUGAAAAUUUUUCUCCGAUCAUCUAUCGAAAUUUGAUAUCAAAGUUCCUUCGUUUUAUUAUAACGGUCAGCGGAACCCCCAAAUAAUCCAUUGUAAAUUACGACUUCGAUGCUCUGACCUGCAGGGUCACAAAUUCCUACGACAUAUUGCCGACAGCCCCGCAUGCCUCUGCGGUCAUAUAUUUGAAGAUCCCGAUCAUUACCUCCUGCGAUGUUCCUUACAUUCAAUUGCACGAAUAGAAACCAUAGACAAAUUACAACAUGAUUUUAAAAAUAUAAACUGUCUUUUAUUCGGCUCCACAGCCUACAGUCUUGAUGUUAAUUCUAAUAUUUUUAAUCAGGUCCAUAAAUUUAUAGAUAUAUCAAACAGAUUCUAAUCUCAUCUCGAUCAAAUAAUAAUUUAUCUUCUCUUUCAUGUAUGUAUAGUCUCUCUAAUGCUGAUUAUUAUUAAAAGAUUCUUACUGUGCUUGCAUAUGUAUAAUUAUUAACUACUAUGUAUACUGUACAUUUUCACCCAUUUUAUUAUAUCCAUAUUAUAUGUAUGUGUUUGCCAUUUUAACUAUGUAUAUACACCCUUUUGUAUUAAUAAUAUAUAUGUAUAUACAAAUCCCAUUCAGUCAACCUGAAUAAAAAUAUGGUUUAAAAAAAAAAGAGUUAACUGGCUUGGAUUCGAUUCCUCAGUUGUACGUGAGAAGGAGUAGGGUUGCCUGUCCAACCUCGUGGGUUUUCUCCGGUUCCUCCGGUUUCCCCCCACUGCUAAAGACCCCUACGCGCAAGCGAAUUAUUAAAAUAAAAAUUGAACCAUGUGUUAGCCCCGAGUGGACGUUAAAACUCUCUCUCUCUCUCUCUCUCUCUCUCCCUCCACAAGGUCAGUGUCUACUUGAGAAAUACACAUACAGACAUCCUUUUUUAGGGCUAGUUACCCCGAUUAAAUUAAUUUUGUUGAUGGUAAUGUAAGACCGGAUAAUCUAGCCAAUGACCUAGUUAUUCUCAAAGGUUGUCAACCCAUCAGAUUAAUAUUUGUAGAAUAUUUAUCUGCAUGAUAGAGACUAGAAAUGUAAUUGAUGGGCACUGAUUCCAAGUCGGGCGGUUAUCUAGCGUUGAUAUAUCAGUUUCACUAAAUGUUAAACAAUCAAUCUGAAAACAUAUUAUCGUGGAUUAGGAUGUUCGAAAAUUAUAUUUUCCGACAAAAUAUAUCUCUCACCGUUACUUUAAGUGGCAUUUUAGCAAUUGAUAGGUAUAACACUACACAUGUAUAUGGACUACGUACACUUACUGAUUAAUCUACAAGGAGCGCUUCGACGUUGAUGCUCUCGUCGUUCCUUCUUGGUCAUUACCAAUAAACUUUGGAAUGUAUGGUCCAGCAAACAGCAUACAGUAGGUAUCACGGCUGUGUAUUGAAACUAACAAGUAGAGCAAUUAAGGUGUAAUAUUGAAUUUUAACGGUAUUGUAUAUUAUAUAAAUAAUAAUAAUUGUUUUGUGAAAGAACUAUUUUAAGAUUAUGUAUAGAUUUAUAUAUAAUAAUUGUUUUGUUAAUAAACCAUUUUAAGAUUAGAAAUAUAAUAAAA